AUGAUGGAAAGUGAUGAUCCCUCGGAGCGCGCAAGGGCGGCAACCGUCCUACAAGCUUGUCCGACUGGGGACCUUCGCAGCGUGAAGUGGCCUAAGACAAAGAGUUGGGUCGACAAGAUUGACAUGGUAUGGGAAGACAUUCACACUCGGGAUCGUUACUGGCGCAAUCGGAUGGCGGCAGGCGGGUUGGACCGCGAUAAAGAAAUGCAAUACCGGGUCCAUAAGCAGUUUCAGGAAAGUGUGGCUAUUCUGGCCAAGGCUCGCCGCGAUGGCCGAUGUGCCCUGGUGUAA
Molecule: messenger RNA, 291 nt
Organism: Penicillium canescens
Lineage: Eukaryota; Fungi; Ascomycota; Eurotiomycetes; Eurotiales; Aspergillaceae
Exons: 1
Coding region: 1-291 (96 amino acids)
Source: RefSeq, a predicted model, not a curated record